Messenger RNA from Pseudophryne corroboree (corroboree frog), 1407 nucleotides. It is a transcript of the gene SH3BGRL2, whose product is annotated as SH3 domain binding glutamate rich protein like 2. The transcript has 5 exons. Gene Ontology annotation, cellular component: cytoplasm. Bases 175 to 501 code for a protein of 108 amino acids. NCBI's taxonomy places the organism in Eukaryota, Metazoa, Chordata, Amphibia, Anura, Myobatrachidae. The record is from RefSeq and is a predicted model, not a curated record.
GGGUUGGAUGACUGGGGCACGUCCUCGCCAGUGUGGGCGGUGCGGGGAGGAGGGAAUUGAGGAUUACACCUCGGUAGGUGUGUGCACUGAAGGAGGCUGGAUCCAGGACUCUAGAGACUCGCUGCUGCUGUCACACAUGCUGGAAGGAUAAGCUGCCUGAUCCUGAGAGAGAGGAUGGUCACCAGGGUGUACACGGCAUCCUCCUCCUGCUCCACCACGAUAAAAAAGCAGCAGCAGGAUGUGACGCAGUAUCUGGAGUCCCACAAUAUUGAUUGGGAAAUGGUGGAUAUCACCAUGUCGGAGGAGCAGAGGCAGUGGAUGUACAGAAACAUUCCCAAAGACAAGUGGCCUGAACGUGGCAAUCCUCUACCUCCUCAGAUAUUUAAUGAUGAUACCUACUGUGGGGAUUAUAAUGAUUUUUUUGAAGCCAAGGAAAGUAAUUCAGUGUUAUCAUUUCUACAGAUAAAGCAAAAGCCAACAACAAAGGAUGCAGAAAUCUAGAAGUAUUGUGUUCCAGAGAUAAAGCACACAACUUUAGUUCAAUAUACCAUCAUCGUGUCAUCCAUGGUGGAAUUAGGAGGCAGCCAUGAUAAUUCUACAUUGCCCCACACAGGGUUUCUGAAAUUACAAGUAUCUCAUUACUAAUGGGCACAUUUGUAUAUAACCUGUUUUGCUGCAAACACCUCACACUUUAUUUGAGCUGGUCUUCCGUCUGUAAUGUCAGCAACAUCCUGAACAAUUCCACUUUUUCAGCCUUUUUUGGUACUUUGCCUAAAGGAUUGUUACCGGCUUUAGGUCUAGAUUAAGGUAUCCUAUCACCUUAUGUGUAUAUGUGAGAUGAACUUGCCAUACUGCAAAUUCAUAUACUAGUUCACUGUGGCUACCAUAAACCACAAACUUGUAAUAGUUUGAAAAAUAAUUUUCUCUUUCAUUUAUAGAUUGUGCAAUAUUUUAGGAAUUGAACCCAGAUCACAUGAUUAUAUUUUUAUAUGAGCCAUGUUGGCAAAAAAGAUUCCCCCCCACCUCCUUUUUUUUUUUUUUUUAUGCUUGUUUGUAAAACAGGGACCACAUGUAGAACUUUCUUGUAAUGUAAAAAGGAUGUAUGUACUAAUAAAAUUAAACUGCUUUGAGCCAUAGCAAUAAAUCGUCAAUCUAAGUCACAUCAUAGUCAUGAUAAAAGUCUAUUGGUCAUCGCGCAGCACAGUUGCAUGUUCAUAAUAGAUCAUCCUUAAAGUCAAUAUUGUAUAUGUUUUUUGUUUUUUUCAAUGUAACCCACCUUUCCAGUGAUAGAGCGGUUAUUCAACGAAAAUAUCCACUCUAUUACCUCACUCUGUAUGAGAAACUGCAAAUGCUAUAUGACUGUAAAUUAUUAUUUUUCAAGUAAACUUUUUCCUGCAUUAGAGAGAA